CAAAAACAGUUGAUUUUGACGUUUAUGACAAAUAAAAAAUAAGCAUCAAAUUUAAAGAGCUGCAGAAAAUGUUGAGUGUAUUUUAGCCAAUUUAUUGUAUAACAAAUAUGGAACACAAAUUACAGAAAUAUAAAUAUAGGAAAAACUUUUUAAAACUUCUUCAGUAUCGUGAAAUAUGUGCAGAAUCUGGAAAGGUGUUAAAACACCACUCUCAAUUUACAACCAGCUUAGUAAAAAGGUUGGGAUUAGAAUAUGAACUGGAAGGACACAAAGGUUGUGUAAAUUGUCUUCAAUGGACUCCAGAUGGAAAACAUUUAGCUUCCGGAUCUGAUGAUAGGAAUGUAAUUUUGUGGGACACUUUCAGGCAUAAAAAACUUCAGGUUAUACCUACCAGACAUUUUGGAAAUAUAUUUUCAGUUAAAUUCCUAGGUAGUAGUAAUAAUAUAAUAGCAACAGCUGCUGCAGAUCAUCUUAUUCAUGUGCAGAAUAUAUCGGAAAGUCCAAAUACAAAUCCAUUGUUGUUGUGCCGAUGUCAUGUAAAUAGAAUUAAACGAUUAGCAGUUUCUCCAGAAGAAAGAACACUGUUUUGGUCUGCAGCAGAGGAUGGAUUAGUUUUGCAAUAUGAUUUAAGAGAGCCCCAUGAAUGUCGUGUACAAAGUAAAGUUCUUGUAGAUAUAAAAUGUGGUGAAGUAAAAUGCAUUGCUGUAAAUCCCACAAAACCACAUUAUAUAGCUGUUGGAGCAAACGAUUGUUAUAUUCGUAUGUAUGAUAGAAGGAAAAUUAAACCAUUUCCAUUGAACACAAUAGACAUAGAUAGGCAUAUGUCUGGUUUGACUAAGGAACCUACUGAUCCAAAUUGUGUUCAAUUCUAUGCGCCUGGACAUCUUGCAAAAGACAACGCCACCAUAAAUAAUCUCAAAUUUGUUGCCACUUAUGUUUCAUUUAAUUCAGCUGGCUCAGAAAUGCUGGUUAACAUUGGUGGCGAGCAAAUUUAUCUUUUUGAUGUAAACAAUUCACGACACAUUAAUGAGCUACAAGUACCUCAAUUCUCUACUAAGAAUACAAAGACUGAAUCAUACAAAUGCUGUUGCCAUGAUGAAAACCAUCCCAAUAUAAAAGAAUCUAAAAUAAAUGGAUUCAAGGAUAAAACUUGUGCCUGCUUUUACAUGAGAAAAGCAUUUCAAUGUUAUCAAAGAAGAUGGAUGGGCGACUUAUACAGCGCUGCAAGAGAUUACCUUUACGUUAUUCAAUGUUGGCCGGGUCAUAAACAAGCUUAUGUGGGUCUUAUAAAAUGUUUUAUUGCACUAAAAUGGCCUGAUGAAGCAACAAGAUGGCUGGAUUAUUUCUGUGCGGAGCACCCAAAUUCGCCUGUCGCUAAAUCGAUGCGAGAAAUGAUUGUUGCCUUGAAUACAGUCCCCCAAGAAAACGAAUUUGAGGAAGAAUACAUGAAAAAGAUCGAAAAACACGAAACAAAUAUAAGACUAGAUUCUAGAGAUUACGAGGCAAGGUUUAUCGGCCACUGUAAUACGACUACCGAUAUAAAGGAGGCGAAUUUUUUGGGAGACGACGGCAGUUUUAUAUGCGCUGGAUCGGAUGAAGGCCUAAUUUUUGUUUGGGACAGAAAAACGUCCUCCAUUGUAACAGCCCUAAUAGGGGACGUGUCCAUCGUUAAUUGUAUACAACCCCACCCUAGUGCCUGUUUAAUUGCAUCCAGUGGAAUUGAUCCUGUUGUUAAGUUGUGGUCUCCUGCUAAAGAGGAUGAUUCCAAUAAUCCACGUAUAGUCACAGAUAUAAACGCAGUUGUUGAAGCCAAUCAGCAGCGAAUGUCAAAGGAUCCGUUUGAGUCAAUGUUGAAUAAUAUAAGGUCAGGAAAUCAAUAUACUGCCCAAGACAGCCCCUGUCGCACUUGUUAAAGUUAUUAAAUAAUACUUGA
Brassicogethes aeneus is the source of this 1933-nucleotide messenger RNA. The record is from the annotation of a GenBank genome assembly. NCBI's taxonomy places the organism in Eukaryota, Metazoa, Arthropoda, Insecta, Coleoptera, Nitidulidae.